Molecule: messenger RNA, 666 nt
Organism: Pocillopora meandrina
Lineage: Eukaryota; Metazoa; Cnidaria; Anthozoa; Scleractinia; Pocilloporidae
Source: the annotation of a GenBank genome assembly
AUGAAAUAUAUACCCCGAAAAUAUCGAGAGGCGCAGUCAGAUUGGUUUGCGAAGCGAGGAUUGCCAUGGCACAUUAGCGUUGCCAUAAGACGGUCAGAGGGUUCUGAGCACUUUGAAUCACAGACACCUGUUCACGUAUUUCAAAGCUGCGCCCAAGACAGUGUGACUGUGGUUUCGAUUAUGCUUGACUGCCUCACUACCCUGAAAAAGGAAAUUCCAGAGCUGGAAAUGGCUUAUUACAAACAAGAUAACGCUGGCUGUUAUCACAGCGGAAAUUCAAUCAUCUCAGCUAAGCUGGCCGUUGAUGCCAUGGGAGUGGCUGUUGUAAGAAACGACUUUUCGGAUCCUCAAGGUGGAAAAGGGGUAUGUGAUCGCAAAGCGGCAAUAAUCAAGGGAAGGUACGUUGGAAGGUACGUAAACGAAGGCAAUGAUGUCAUCAACGCUCUACAGUUCAAAACAGCCAUUGAAUCUGGCCAAGAAACCACAGGAGAGAAAGCAAGUUAUGUUGCUGCCAAACCGUCAAACACCUUUAAUAUCAAAUGGGAUGGCAUAAGCUUACUCAACAAUUUUGAGUACGAUGAAAGUGACACAUGAGUGUGGAGAGCAUUCAAUGUGGGUUCCGGUAAAGUAGUGCCAUGGGCCAAGUUCGAAGGAGUCAUGAAGUAG